Molecule: messenger RNA, 1146 nt
Organism: Penicillium bovifimosum
Lineage: Eukaryota; Fungi; Ascomycota; Eurotiomycetes; Eurotiales; Aspergillaceae
Product: E1 ubiquitin-activating protein AOS1
Exons: 5
Coding region: 1-1146 (381 amino acids)
Biological process (GO): protein sumoylation
Cellular component (GO): SUMO activating enzyme complex; cytoplasm
Molecular function (GO): SUMO activating enzyme activity
Source: RefSeq, a predicted model, not a curated record
AUGGCCGAGCAACAGGACAACGCGCAGUCAAUCAGCGCCGAUGAAAUUGCGCUCUACGACCGACAGAUCCGGCUGUGGGGAGUACAGGCACAGGAAAAAAUUCGAUCCGCAAACAUCUGCCUCAUUACCGUCAAAGCUCUCGCCAAUGAAGUGGCCAAGAAUCUCGUCUUAGCAGGUAUCGGCUCGCUCACCAUCAUCGACCACCAACAUGUCACGGAGGAAGACCUGGGCGCACAAUUCUUCGUCGCCGAAGCCCUGAGCGAGCAGGAGGUGAUUGGCAAGAACCGCGCGCAAGUCGCAGGACCCCAAAUCCACAAGAUGAACCCCCGCGUCAAGCUCCACAUCGACACCUCCGACGUGAAAACCAAAGAGUACGAAUUCUUCGCGCAAUUCGACAUCAUCAUCGCAACCGAACUAGACUUCAACACAAACACAAUCGUCAACGCUGCCUGCCGACUAGCCAACAGACCCUUCUACGCAGCCGGUCUCCACGGCUUCUACGGCUACGCCUUCGCAGAUCUCAUCCAACACGAAUUCGUGAUCGAACGUAGCAAAUCCAACAUGACAACCGCAACACAAGAAACACCUACUCGCACGGUCAUCAACAUAACCACCAAGGAAGAACAAAGCAAAACCAAAGAACCCAACAAGAUCAUCGAACUAGUCACCAACAAACACUUCCCCCUCCCAGAAGACUACACCCGACUCCCCCGCCGCCGAAAACAGGUAACCCCACUCCUAAGCUGCCUACGCGCGCUCUGGGAAUUCGAGAAACUCCUCGGUCGUCGACCGACAUUCACACACGAAGACCUAGAGCUAUUCACCAAGCUAUCGCGGGACCGACACCAGGAAUUGAAGUUGGAGCCGCUGACGCUGGACUCGGUGUUUUUGCGCACAUUCUUGCAGAACUUGGGCAGCGAGCUGAGUCCCGUUGCGGCGUUCUUGGGCGGUUCUGUGGCGCAGGAUGUCAUCAAUGUGCUUUCGGCUAGGGAGCAGCCGUUGCAGAAUAUGCUCUUGUUCGAUGGAGAGAAGAGUAUAGGCCCUAUUUAUCCGCUUCAUCCUUUCUUCCCUGAUCGGACCGAGUUGGCUGCUGUGCCGCCGGUUAGGAAUCCUGUUACGGUCCCUCUUACUGAGAUGGGUCAAUGA